Molecule: messenger RNA, 3581 nt
Organism: Saccostrea echinata
Lineage: Eukaryota; Metazoa; Mollusca; Bivalvia; Ostreida; Ostreidae
Exons: 3
Coding region: 63-3404 (1113 amino acids)
Biological process (GO): regulation of immune system process; regulation of cytokine production; negative regulation of transcription by RNA polymerase II
Molecular function (GO): protein binding
Source: RefSeq, a predicted model, not a curated record
AAGAUCAAGACAUCACUUUUAUGAAGAUGUUAUAGGGGGCAGUGUGAAGAAAUGAAUUAACCAUGGCAUACAACAUCCCAGAAAAUAUGAACAUAGGAAUAUACACUGGGCAGCCAUUGCCCCAGAACAUAAUGAUAGCCCAGCACAACCCACAGGGCUCAUCUCAUACUCAGUCUCUUGGCUUACCCACACGCUCGAGUGAGCUGCACUCGGUAUCAACUACCCACUUCACUCACACAAAAACACCAGGGUAUAUAAUGGUUCCCACGAAUAGUAUCCCUCGAACUACACUGAAAACCAGCACCACCAGUUCUGAAACCAAGCUUAUGAAACCUCAGAUUCUUGAAAAAAUGAGAGCACUCAGAGACAGAGGGAAAUACUGUGAUCUGGCCAUUGAUGUUAAAGGAGUCCGCUUUCAUGCUCACCGAAAUAUUUUGGCAGCAUGGAGUCCAUACUUUGAUUGCCAGCUUCUGAGCGAGAAUAAUGUGAUGAGAGAUCUAUUGAUUGUGAAUUAUGACAGUUAUGAAGUUUUCUCAGACCUGCUGGACUUUCUAUACUCUGGUACAAUUGCUCCAAGGGAGACAAAUUUUCUGCAGCUUCUUCACUUGGCAGUGAGCUUCCAGAUAGACCUUCUUAAACACUACUGUGAAGAAUUCUUGAGAAGCAACUUACAUUUGGGAAAUUUUCUAAGCACAUAUUUCUUGUCCAGAAAGUACAACCUCAAGUCCUUGGAGGAGUUCAUUGUAAGCUUUAUUCAAGCAAACUUAUCUGAUGUUGUGAAACAGAAUGAAUUCCUAACUCUUCAAGCAGAUCGCUUCAAUGCAAUUCUAUCCAAAGGCUACAUGGUGGAUCUGAAGCCUGAAAUCAAACUUUUUCUCAUCAUAAGCUGGGUUGGGUAUGAGGUUAGAGAUAGAGAGUGCUUUCUCAUCCAGCUGUUGAGGCAUAUUGAUUGGUCUAUUGUGGCAAGUGAUUUCUUGCUAGAAAUUAGCAGAACAGAGAACUUUUUUACCACCCAUGAAUCAAGUCUCUAUCUCUUGUUGCAGACAUUGUACAGCUCUGGUAUAUCACUUGGUCCAUACACAGACCAUUUUCCAAGUCUUCGCCAAACUUAUUCACACAUGCUCAAUGAUAUGGUGAUAGCAGGUUUGAUUGAGGCAUAUGAAGAGGAAUUCUACCCAGUUACUGCCUCAGGAGUGUGUACCAAGUUUCUAAGGUCAGAUGCUUGUGUGGGCACUGAUAACUAUUACCAUACUACAAUGGAGGUAGAAAAGACAUGGGAGGAAUUACGAAGCGCAGUUUUUAGCCCAUCUACCCAACAAACCAACAUCUACGAAAGACAAAUUCAUGAGGUGGAAAAAGAAAAUAAAAUGCUCUAUCAGAAUCCAGGUUUUAUGCAACAGACAGUUGAAACUUUCCGUAUUGAGGAGGAGAGCAAAUCUCAAAAAAAACAUAUUGAAGAAGAAACCAAGUCUCACAAACGGAAAGGGAAACCUCGUCGAAAAGCAACAUCUUCAAAAUCACCAGAAAGGGAAACCGUUGUGGAGACAAGUCCCAAAAUCUCCCCGAGAAGAGGAAAGAGAUCAUCACAGGAAGUUGUAGAUGAGGAAAAAGGCAGGAGUAUGUCCAAGAAAAGACAGAGACCUUCAAGAAGAGGAAGAGGCAGAAGAUCUGUGAAGAGAGAACAAGAACCUCUUUCAGACAGUGACGAAAAUGAGGCAACGAGAGAAGAGGAGGAAGAUCAAAUUAAAAAUGUGGAAACUCAAGAAGAAGAAAACAAGGAGGAAAAUGAAAAUAUUGUUAAUGAAGACCAAGAAGAGGAUGAUAAUGAGGAAGAAGAAAAAGAGGAGGAAGAAGAGGAGGAGGAAGAUGAAGAGGAGGAGAAUGAUGGAGAGGAAGAAGGUGAAGAAGAUGGGGAGGAGGAAGAAAAUCUGGAUAACACAGGUGGAGAUUCUGAAGAUCCAGAAAUGCUGGCAGAAUCAGAGGAAGAAUGGGUUCCUGAGGAAGAAGCAAAAUUAGAAACCAAAGAAAGAAAUGUCAGAAGAUCCAGUAGACCAGUAAAACCUUCCAGUCUUGUCCGAAAGACAAAACAGAGGAGGCCAGUACAUACUGGUAGAAAGAAAAACCAAAACAAGGAGACCAUACAAUGUAGCCUUUGUGAAUAUGAAACUGACACUAAAGCAAGACUUGAAACUCAUGUGAAGCGUAUUCACGAGUGUCACAUGACCUACAAAUGCAUGCUCUGUGACUACUCAACAAAAUGGAACAAAGGUUUUACUGAUCACCUUAAGAAAACCCAUUUUCGAGGUCCACCAUUUAAAUGUUUAGACUGUGAGUUCACUGAUAAGAAGCUGCAUGUCGUCCUGGCACAUCGAAGCAAACAUGUCGUGGAUCGUCCACACGCCUGUGAUUUCUGUGAUCAGCGAUUCAAAACCAGAAACAAUGCGCUGGCUCACAUUAAAGUUCAUUCAGGACUGCGUCCAUUUGAGUGUGAUAUUUGCCACAGAAAUUUUGCCACUAAGAACACAAUGGAGCAGCACAUGGUGACACACAGCAGUGACAGGCCUUACUUGUGUGAUCAGUGUGGGUUCUCCUCCAAGUUCCAGUCUCACCUGAUCUCUCAUAGACGAAUACACACAGGAGAUCUGUAUCCAUGCAGCUAUCCACAGUGUACCUACAGAACACCAAAGAAAAGUCAGCUGAAAUGUCACAUGAAGAGCCACCUCAAUAUUCGUCAGCACAUUUGUACCACCUGUAAUAAAGCCUUCAUUGAAAAGAGCCAUCUAGUCAGACACCAAAAAAUCCACCUGAACGAAAAACCAUACCAAUGUCAAGAAUGUGAUUACAAGACAACUCGUCCCGACAAGAUGAAGGAGCACUUUUCAAAGCAUCAUGGCCCAGAGCCCUCAGUGAAAACUCCAUAUAAACAGAGGAAACCACGGACUCGCAAGGUCAAGCAGGCGCCACCAUCAUUUCCGCAUUUUGAUCAUGCUGCAUACACAAUGCCCCCUGCUCAAGUACAGGGUCAGAGUGACCAUGGCGCUUACACUAUUCAGGACAAAGAUCCACCACGGCAGUCAGAUUUCAAUUCCUUCAUUCAAGACAUUCGCAUGCAUCUUGCCGAAAACAGCAAUGGUGGAAACAUGGAAGGCAUGACAAUUGUCAAUGUACCAAUUAUGGCUGACCAGAUUGUAGAUGCAGCUGUGGGGGACAGUAGACUAAGCAUUGCUGACACUCCCCAGAAUUCAGCCCCCACUUCCACUGCAAUGACUAUAAUUCAUGACGAACACCAGGCUUAUGUUGCACACCACAACAUACAGCAGCCAAAUACCACUUUACAACAAAACAUGGUACAAGGCCAGAAUCAGGACUAUGGGGGCCUUGGUGCUUUUAUGGCACUGUUUUAGGACACUAAUUGCUAAAUGAACCUUAAAUUAAAUUAACUCCACCCAUAUUUUUUUACCUAGUACCUUUAUUAAUUAAAAAAAAAACACCUUUGAGCUAGUCAGUUUAUCAUGAAAUUAACUAAUAGAUCAAGUUAUCAGCGAAUAUGUCAUUCUUCAGCAUUUAUAUUUUAUCAUGUU